UCGUUUGUGAAAUAGCGUCUGUGUGAUUUGCACGAGCAGCGCGUGUUUAGCGGAGAAUUCCUGAAAAAGACCAAGCGGAGGUAGCGCGGGCAAAAGCGUCUCACGAGUUCUAGUAACUGUUCAGUAAAAGCUAGUUAAAACACAUCCUAUUCAAAGAUGGCAGAUAAAGCACCAGCAGUCGGUAUUGAUCUGGGCACGACCUACAGCUGUGUCGGAGUGUUCCAGCACGGCAAGGUCGAAAUCAUUGCCAACGACCAGGGCAACCGUACCACGCCAUCGUAUGUUGCUUUUACUGACACGGAACGUCUGAUCGGUGAUGCCGCGAAGAACCAGGUAGCCAUGAACCCGACCAACACGAUCUUCGAUGCCAAGCGCCUGAUCGGCCGCAAAUUCGAAGACCCAGCGAUCCAGGCCGACAUGAAGCACUGGCCGUUCGAGGUCGAAUCCAUCGAGGGCAAACCAAAGAUUCAGGUCGAGUACAAGGGCGAGAAGAAGUCGUUCUUCCCUGAGGAGGUCAGCUCGAUGGUGCUGACCAAGAUGAAGGAAACGGCCGAAGCCUACCUGGGCAAGACGGUGACGAACGCCGUCAUCACCGUGCCAGCCUACUUCAACGAUUCGCAGCGCCAGGCAACGAAGGAUGCCGGAACCAUCUCGGGACUGAACGUGCUUCGUAUCAUCAACGAGCCGACCGCGGCCGCCAUCGCGUACGGCUUGGACAAGAAGACGGCCGGCGAGCGCAACGUGCUGAUCUUCGAUCUGGGCGGUGGCACCUUCGAUGUGUCCAUCCUCUCGAUUGACGAUGGUAUCUUUGAGGUGAAGUCUACCGCCGGAGACACCCAUUUGGGCGGCGAAGAUUUCGACAAUCGUCUGGUGAACCAUUUCGCUCAGGAAUUCAAACGCAAACACAAGAAGGAUCUGUCGACGAACAAGCGUGCCCUGCGUCGUCUGCGCACGACAUGCGAGCGUGCGAAGCGUACGCUGUCGUCGUCGACGCAGGCUAGCAUCGAAAUCGAUUCGCUCUUCGAGGGAACCGAUUUCUACACUUCGAUCACGCGUGCCCGAUUCGAAGAGCUGAACGCUGACCUGUUCCGCUCGACGAUGGAGCCUGUCGAAAAGGCUCUGCGUGACGCGAAAAUGGACAAGGCCAGCAUUCACGACAUCGUGCUGGUCGGCGGAUCGACCCGUAUCCCGAAGGUGCAGAAGCUGCUGCAGGACUUCUUCAACGGCAAGGAGUUGAACAAGUCGAUCAACCCGGACGAAGCCGUCGCUUACGGUGCAGCCGUCCAGGCCGCCAUCCUGCACGGUGACAAGUCGGAGGAGGUGCAGGAUCUGCUGUUGCUGGACGUGACCCCGCUGUCGCUCGGUAUCGAGACAGCCGGCGGUGUGAUGUCGGUGCUGAUUAAGCGCAACACCACGAUCCCGACGAAGCAGACGCAGACGUUCACCACGUACUCGGACAACCAGCCCGGUGUGCUGAUCCAGGUGUUCGAGGGCGAGCGUGCCAUGACCAAGGACAACAAUCUGCUCGGAAAAUUCGAGCUGAGCGGCAUCCCGCCGGCACCGCGUGGUGUACCCCAGAUUGAGGUGACGUUCGACAUCGACGCCAACGGCAUCCUGAACGUGACGGCUCUCGAGAAGUCGACCAACAAGGAAAACAAGAUCACCAUCACCAACGACAAGGGUCGCCUUACCAAGGAGGACAUCGAGCGCAUGGUGAACGAGGCCGAGAAGUACCGCACCGAGGAUGAAAAGCAGAAGGAGACCAUCUCCGCUAAGAACGCGCUGGAGUCGUACUGCUUCAACAUGAAGGCCACCAUGGAGGACGACAAGCUGAAGGACAAGAUCGGAGACAGCGACAAGACGCUGGUGCUGGACAAGUGCAACGACACGAUCAAGUGGCUGGACGCGAACCAGCUAGCCGACAAGGAGGAAUAUGAGCACCGCCAGAAGGAGCUCGAGUCGGUGUGCAACCCGAUCAUCAGCAAGCUGUACCAGGGCGCCGGUGGUGCUCCGGGAGGCAUGCCUGGCUUCCCAGGUGCUCCAGGUGGUGCUGGUGGUGCACCUGGCGCGGGCGCUGCUGGCGGUGCCGGUUCCGGCUCCGGACCGACCAUCGAGGAAGUCGAUUAAAUCACUCGCCGCUUUCCUUCGUAUGCAUUUCCUUCUACGAGUGUGGCUAUGUUACAUUAAUAAGGAUCUUGCAUGCAACAACACACCUUGCCAACACACGCUACAAGCUUUUGCCGCCGAUGACUCGUAUCUAUUCGUUUCGUUCUGCAACCGAACAAAUACGUACGAACCUAUUAACAAUUUGAACGAAACAUCGCAUCUAUACGAGCCGUUAUCCGUGAUGCUGACAAGUAUUUUGCUUUAUUGUUGAAUGUUAAAUCAUUUUACCUCCUAUGCAGUGAACACCGGAUUUUACGGUGAUUUCAACCAGUUCUCAAACCAAUAACUAAGCGAAAAAAUAAGAUCAACACAAUUCCAACAAACGAGACAGAAUGAGCCGAAAUAACAUCUUAUUGGCCAAAUAAAACACAAACGCUAAGUCUUCGACGAUCAAGACCACAGUCGGAGGCAAU
Anopheles nili is the source of this 2579-nucleotide messenger RNA. Its product is annotated as heat shock 70 kDa protein cognate 4-like. The record is from RefSeq and is a predicted model, not a curated record. Gene Ontology annotation, biological process: cellular response to unfolded protein; protein refolding; vesicle-mediated transport. The coding region runs from base 157 to 2127 and encodes 656 amino acids. Lineage: Eukaryota; Metazoa; Arthropoda; Insecta; Diptera; Culicidae. The transcript is spliced from 2 exons. Gene Ontology annotation, cellular component: nucleus; plasma membrane; cytosol. Gene Ontology annotation, molecular function: heat shock protein binding; ATP hydrolysis activity; ATP binding.